AGGAACUUGGAUCGCUCAACUGGAGAAUAUUCUUGAAGAAUUUUGAAUAUUCUUGUCGGCGUAUUCUUGAAGAAUUUAAAGAGCCUCUAUUUCGAAAGGUUUCGAGAGAGGAUACAUCGUUAGGAUCUCCAGAGACGAAUCAGGUGAAAGUAUCAUUCAGCCGUGAUCCCACGGGCACGUCAAAACGUGUUCACGUUUCUCGAUGACGAACACGUGCCGUGGAACGGCGUGAACGAUUUUACGGGGACUAAAUCGUCGGCUGGGGACCAUGAGGCGACUGGUGGUUUUGUGGUGGGUCCUGUUGCUCCUGGGAGCGGCGACGGCCGUGGAACACCAACGACAACAGAACGGCAGGACGACCGAGUGUCCGCAUAAGUGCGUGUGCUUCGUGAGCACGGUUCGGUGCAUGUUUCAGAAGCUGAACCGGGUGCCCCGUGUUCCGGCCAGCACCACUGUUCUUGAUCUACGGUUCAACAACAUAGCCGAACUACGGCCCGGUUCGUUCCACGGGCUGCCGCAGCUGCACACGCUGCUGUUGAACGACAAUCGGAUCAGACACCUAUCGCCGAGGACGUUCGAGGGCGCGCCGAACCUGAGGAUCCUCUAUCUCUACAAAAAUCAUCUGGAGCGUAUAUCCCCCGAUGCGUUCGCCGGUUUACCGAAGCUCGAACAAUUGUAUCUGCACUACAACCGACUGAGGGAGAUCAAGAAGGGCACGUUCAACGAGCUUCCGUCCCUGGAACGGUUGUUCCUUCACAGCAAUAUGCUCCAUCAUCUACCCGCCGACGCGUUUCAGAACGUCGGCCCGAUGACCAGGCUACGUCUGGACAGCAACGCGUUGGUCUGCGACUGUAAUCUCGUGUGGCUGUUGCAACGGAUGCAGAACAAUCCGUCGGAAAUGGCGGCGGUGUGCCAGUCGCCGGGGGAAAUGAAAGGACGAUCCCUAACGACGAUGUCACCCGAUGAUUUCCAUUGCACCAAGCCACAGAUCAUGACCGGUCCCCAGGACGUCGAGGUCCGACUAGGCGGCACGAUCACGUUCAGCUGCGAGGUCGCCGGCGACCCGACCCCGGAGAUCAAAUGGAUGCGUGACUCGAACGAGAUACCGGUCGACGGUGACCGUUACGCGAUCGAAGAAGACGGGACCCUGGUGAUAACAGACGCGACUGAGCAGGACACAGGCGAGUACGAGUGCGUCGCCAAAAGCGAGAUGGGCUCGACCAAGUCGCGCAAAGCGAGGGCGUUGAUCACCGUGUCCCCGUCGUUGCGGUUCACCCAGCUCCCGGAGUCGCAAACCGUACGGAUCGGCACGGACGUCACGUUCACGUGCAAGGUGGAGGGUGUACCAGCGCCGCGGGUCCAAUGGUGGCGGGACAACAGGCAACUGGGCGUGGCCGGUCGUGUCGCGAUCGAGGACGACGGGGACGUGUUGCGUAUCGUCGCGGUGAAGGAAUCGGACGCGGCCCGAUACGUGUGCCGGGCAAGGAACUCGAACGGAUACGCGGAGACCAGCGCCGAUCUGAAGGUGGUCGACUCGACCUACAGUCCGCCAAGAUUGACAUACGAGCCGCAGGACAUGGAGGCGGAACCGGGCGCCAUCAUUGAGGUGCCGUGUAGGGUCGAGGGUAUCCCGAAACCGUUGAUACAGUGGAAGAAGGACGGAACCGCUGUCGAAGGGGACAGGGUACGAGUGUCCCGUGGGGGGAGCUUGUACCUUUACAAUGUCACCUCGGCGGAUACUGGCAGGUACGAAUGCUCGGCCGUAAACGAAUACGGUCGCGCCACUGCCCAAGCCCUGGUCCGCGUUCGCCAACCAGAUACAACGGAUGUUUUGGUGAUAAGGGCAUUCAAGGACGCCAAAGACGAGAUCGAUCGUGCGAUUAAUAACACGCUGACGAGUCUCUUUAGCGGGGGCCGACCCACAGAACGGGUGAGCCCAUUCCGGCUCGCGAGAUACCCGAACGCCGGUGGUCGGGCUGCGGCCAGACCGGCCGAAAUUUUCGAACGGACCCUCGUUAAUAUACGACGCAUGGUGAACGCUGGUAUGAAGGCGAAUGCCACUGAACAGUACAAAUACGAGGAGUUCCUUACACCAGAGCAGGUAAGAGAAAUCGAGAGGCUUUCCGGAUGCACAGGUCACAGGCGUCGUCAGAAUUGCACGAAUAUGUGCUUCCACAACAGAUACCGGAGCAUAGACGGCAGCUGCAACAAUCUACGCAAUCCUACUUGGGGUUCGUCCUACACCGGUUUCCGCAGGAAUUUACAACCGAUCUACGAGAACGGUUUCUCGACGCCAGUCGGUUGGGAGAAAGGUCGCCGUUACUAUGGAUACCCAAAGCCCGCGGCCCGAUUGAUCUCGACCACUUUGAUAACAACGCAGAAUGUGACCUCCGACGAAACGAUCACCCAUAUGGUGAUGCAAUGGGGUCAGUUCUUGGAUCACGAUAUGGACCACGCGCUGCCCGCGGUCUCCAGCGAAUCCUGGGACGGGAUCGACUGCAAGAAAUCCUGCGACAAUGCCGCGCCAUGCUUCCCGAUGGAGAUCCCGCCGAAUGAUCCGCGUGUGAACAACAGACGGUGCAUCGACUUCAUACGAACCAGCGCCGUUUGCGGAUCAGGGGCAACAAGUCUUCUGUGGGGUGGUUUCUCUCCCAGGGAACAACUGAAUCAGUUGCCCAGUUACAUAGACGCCUCUCAAGUGUACGGUUACGGCGAUGACGUCGCCGAACACCUCCGAGACUUUACCACGAAUCACGGCCUGUUACGAGAAGGAUCAACUAUACCCGGUCACAAAGCACUUCUACCGUACUCAUCCGGUCAGUUCGUCGAUUGCAGGCGAAAUCCACUGGAGAGCUCGAUCAACUGUUUCGUAACCGGGGACAUUCGAGGCAACGAGCAGGUGGGUCUGCUGGCGAUGCACACGAUAUGGUUGAGGGAGCAUAACCGUAUAGCUCGUAGUCUCCGUGAAAUGAACCCGCACUGGAACGGCGAGAAACUGUAUCAAGAGGCUAGAAAGAUCGUCGGCGCUGAGAUGCAGCACAUCACCUAUCAGUACUGGAUACCCCGUGUCUUCGGCGGUACGACCGACGAGCUACUCGACUCCUAUAAGGGUUACGAUCCUAAUGUGGACGCCAGUGUGGCCAACGUUUUCGCUACCGCGGCUCUCAGGAUUGGUCAUACCCUCAUCCAACCGCGACUGGAACGUUUAAACGAGUCCUUCCAAUCGAUACCACAAGGGCCCCUCCUUCUACGAGAUGCUUUCUUCGCGCCGUGGCGGCUGGUGGAGGAAGGCGGCGUUGAUCCUUUAUUAAGGGGGAUGUUCGCCACCCCCGCGAAAUUGAAGUUACCCGAGGAGAACUUGAACUCGGAAUUGACCGAGCAACUGUUCCGUACGGCUCACGCGGUAGCGUUGGAUCUGGCCUCGAUGAACAUCCAACGUGGCAGGGAUCAUGCGCUUCCGGGGUACGUGGAAUGGCGGCGAUUCUGCAAUAUGUCGUAUGCUGAGACGUUCGAGGACCUGGCCGGCGAAAUACGCAACGCCAGGGUCAGACAGAAGAUGAGGGAGCUGUACGGUCAUCCCGGGAACGUAGACGUGUGGGUCGGCGGUGUUCUCGAGGAUCAGCUCCCGAACGCAAAAGUGGGACCGCUGUUCAAGUGUAUUCUGUUGGAACAGUUCCGACGCACCAGGAACGGCGAUAGAUUCUGGUACGAGAGUCCGACGGUGUUCAAGCCGGAACAACUUGCGCAGAUCAAGCAGACCAGUCUGGCGAGAAUUUUAUGUGAUAACGGCGAUAAUAUUAAACGCGUACAACCAAAUGUGUUCCUUCUGCCCGAGGGCGAAAAUAAAUACGUCACCUGCGACGAACUGCCGUACAUGGACCUGAGAGUCUGGUCCGAUUGUUGCGACGGUUGCGAAGAUCAUAGUAACACGAUCUCCCGUUUCCGGCGUGGCGCUGCCAAAUACAUGCCUCCGGAGAGUAACCUAGCGAACGAUUUGGCAACGCGGGAUCCCGGUGAGAGGAUCGAGUAUAUAGAAAGGACGAUCGAGGAGACCCAAGAGGAAACUACAAAACUUACAAGAUUAGCCGAGACUUUGUCUCGUAAGAUAGAAGAAUUGAGGUCGCUUUUAGAGAACGUGAAAAAUAUGAAAUAGGAUGGUAGAUAAAUUACCAUUCUCUGGGUGGUACUUGGACUCUUAUCCGUUUCUAUUUACUUAGACGCGCUUGUAUUUUAUUAAUUUUACGCAUUUAUUAAUGUACAUACACUGUGAAUUUGUAGAAG
Dufourea novaeangliae is the source of this 4281-nucleotide messenger RNA. It is a transcript of the gene Pxn, whose product is annotated as peroxidasin. Gene Ontology annotation, biological process: response to oxidative stress. The coding region runs from base 269 to 4153 and encodes 1294 amino acids. Gene Ontology annotation, molecular function: protein binding; heme binding; peroxidase activity. NCBI's taxonomy places the organism in Eukaryota, Metazoa, Arthropoda, Insecta, Hymenoptera, Halictidae. The record is from RefSeq and is a predicted model, not a curated record. The transcript has 5 exons.